AUGGCAUUAGGAAACGAUAACCCGAAUGAAAUUGAAGAAAAUUUGCGUGAACUUUUUAGAGAAAUCCGUGGUGAAUGUGGUUUCUUUCUUACCAGUAAGCCUCUCGAAGAAGUUCGAGAAUAUGUAGAAAACUUUGCUGUGAAAGACUAUGCGAGAUUUAGAAGUAUCGCAACAGAAACUAUAACCAUUCCCGCGGGAAUUGUUUCGCAUCAUCAUCAUGGUCGACCUGUAAAAAAAUCUGCAAAUCAUCUUUUUUUUAAAAAGAUGGGAGCACCAACUGCAGUAGAAAAUGAUACUGUUUGUUUGUUGAAGGAUUAUACAAUUUGUAAAGUUGGAGAACCCCUUAAUGAACACCAAGCUCAUUUGUUGAAAUAUUUGGGUUAUAAGACCGUAACGUGUAAAUUACUUAUCACACAUUAUUAUGAUAAAACAAAAAAAGCUACUCUUAGAUUUUAA
Molecule: messenger RNA, 456 nt
Organism: Cetraspora pellucida
Lineage: Eukaryota; Fungi; Glomeromycota; Glomeromycetes; Diversisporales; Gigasporaceae
Source: the annotation of a GenBank genome assembly